Priapulus caudatus is the source of this 1038-nucleotide messenger RNA. Its product is annotated as centrosomal protein of 78 kDa-like. Gene Ontology annotation, cellular component: centrosome. The record is from RefSeq and is a predicted model, not a curated record. Gene Ontology annotation, molecular function: protein binding. NCBI's taxonomy places the organism in Eukaryota, Metazoa, Priapulida, Priapulimorpha, Priapulimorphida, Priapulidae. Bases 54 to 860 code for a protein of 268 amino acids. The transcript has a single exon.
AGACGCGUGCGUGGCAGGCGAGUCUGCGCUGGCGCGACCCCAACCUCACCGCGAUGUCCGGCUUCCGGCACCUGCGGCUGAACGACAAUCCGGCGCUGGGGGACGGCGCGGCGAGGGUGAUCGCGGACGCGCUGCGCGACGACCUCUGGCUGAAGGUCGUCGAGAUGCAGGCGUGCGGCAUGACCUCGUCUGGGGUCGCGGCCCUCGCGGACGCUCUAGCCGUCAACACGACGUUGUCCGUGCUCGAUGUCGCGAGCAACGACGUCGCCGCGCCCGUGCUCGCGUCCCUCCGAGCGGCACUUCAGCGCAAUAGCCAUGCGGACAUGCCGCUGGAGUACGAGGAGUUGCUGAUCGCCGAGAAGGCUGAGCGCGCGCAUGCGGGCACGCGUCCAGCGACUGCUGUGAGGAAGGCGACCGGUCCGCGGGACGGCCACGCCGGCAGAGCACCGGCCGCCAGACGUCAGGUGACUUCCACCGCGAAAAAGUUGCAUGCGCCGUUAUCCAACACAAGAACGUCUUCGCGGCCGAAAUCUGCGUCGGCGAGGUCGUGCGGCGCAAACAUGGCGCGGGACGUUACCGCGCUGCGCUCUCAAGUGGCUGCACUGCGUGCAGAGGCGGCCGAGAAAGAAAAGGCGUUGUCGGAGGAGCGGCGGCUGCGCGUCGCGGCGGAGCGGAAGCGUGACGAGCUGAUUGCUGACAACGAGUUCCUGCGCCGAGAGGUGGGAAGCAUCCGGGAGGAGGCGAGGCACGCGCGAGGGAGGGGAGAGGACGAUGCCGACCUCGCGGACGUUCACGCCACCAUCACGCAGUUCCAUAAGUUCCUCGAUCUACUCCAUACUGUUGUGCCAGAUCGUCGAUGAACGCAGACGACGAACAUUGGGAAAUGUUCGUGUAUUCACUCUCCUGGGUGUUCUGUAUGGAUCGGUGAAUGCAGACAAUGAAAAACUCGGGCCAUCACCUCAGACAGCAGGGGUAGAAAUUAACUUUCGAACACGGGAGUCCAACAGACUCCCUACCCUCAAAAAGAGGGAGUCCGCG